Hyaloscypha bicolor E is the source of this 186-nucleotide messenger RNA. RefSeq lists its product as uncharacterized. Lineage: Eukaryota; Fungi; Ascomycota; Leotiomycetes; Helotiales; Hyaloscyphaceae. The record is from RefSeq and is a predicted model, not a curated record. The transcript has a single exon. The annotation marks the transcript as partial.
CUUGCUGCUUUCGGUAUGACCAGCAAUGGAACAUUCAAAAAGGUGGUUGCUCUUCCACAUGUCUUGAUGGGACCUCUCUCGAACAGCAACCCAAACUGCGGCAAGACGACCACUAUCAAGUGUUCAGCAAAUGGCAAGUCAAUGACAGCGACUAUUGUCGAUAAGUGUAUGAGGUACGAGAAUUAG